This is a messenger RNA of Oryzias melastigma (Indian medaka), 8167 nucleotides long. RefSeq names its product helicase ARIP4. Gene Ontology annotation, cellular component: nucleus. Lineage: Eukaryota; Metazoa; Chordata; Actinopteri; Beloniformes; Adrianichthyidae. The transcript is spliced from 22 exons. Gene Ontology annotation, molecular function: ATP hydrolysis activity; ATP binding; ATP-dependent chromatin remodeler activity. The coding region runs from base 371 to 4690 and encodes 1439 amino acids. The record is from RefSeq and is a predicted model, not a curated record.
AGGGGAGAAACCGAAAUGGGGAGGAAGAGGCGGACAGGAAAAGCAGCACCGUCUGCGGUGAGGGGGGCCUCCUACACACGACAGGCUGAGGGCGCUUUCAUGGCCUCGUUGUUUUGUAAUUGUCCCAAUGGCUCUGUGUCCUCAGCAGAGUGCCGGUUACUCUGUGAGACGAGGCUAGAUGUCAGGAGACGCUCACACAUUUCAACACUCUCCGUCCAGAGCUCAGUGACGAAGACUCAGUGAGGAAAUGUGUUAGCUGUGUGGAGAAGGGGCACACAUCAGUGGGACUUUUAUUUUGUAAGAGUGAAAGUGUUAGGAGGCAUGGAUCCCUCAACUGAGUAGGAGACAAAAAAACUUUGAGCCACAUGACAUGGACCAGUCCCACAGCGCCCCCUUCAGCUCAGAGAAUGAGGCUCAGGGAGGGGAUCCUGCUGUGUGGCAGUGCACCCCCGCCCCAUCUACCUCACCCUCAGCGGAGACGCCUGCACACCCGCCACCUUCACAACCCAGACCCCACUCCAGGCCAGCAAGCCAAAGCCCCGCCCCUUCCUCUCCCCUGACAGGAAGCAAGAAAAGGACCUCCAAACCUGCACACAUGAGACGAAACAUCAGAAAGUUGCUGAGGGAGCAUCAGUUGGAUGCAGUGACCAAAGCUGCCCAGCAGGAGGAGCUGCACAGAAGGCGUCGUCUGGGUGUGCAAAGAAAGCAGGAUUUUCCUGUACCACUGUUGCCUGAAUACUCAACCGCAGAUGUUGCACGACAGUUGGCGGCGCCCUCGUUGGCAUCAGUUUCGACACAGCGAGGUGUUAAGUCGUCCAUACAGGAGGUCAUCUGUUUGGACGCCAACAGCACAGGCAUCAGCGAGGACGACCACAAGAGCAACGUCUCUGCUGCUGCUGAACACACACACAAAACAGACGUUGUAGAUCUAAGCUCAGGUGAGGACGAUGCUGUCAUUCAAGUCAGCAGCGAGUCCACCAACGAGGAAGAGGAGGGUGAACCGAGCGGGGCUCAUACCAACGACGCCCAAAACCAACCCGACGCCCAGGGCAGAGUGCUGGUCAACCUGAACCAUCCACCUUCUGAGCCAGAUAUUUUCCUGGCACCGCAGCUCGCUCGAGCAGUCAAGCCUCACCAGAUCGGUGGGAUUCGUUUCCUGUAUGACAACCUGGUGGAGUCGUCGGAGCGUUUCAGCAGCACCAGUGGGUUCGGCUGUAUCCUCGCUCAUAGCAUGGGCCUGGGCAAAACACUGCAGGUCAUCUCGUUCAUCGACAUCCUCUUCAGGCACACCCAGGCUCACACGGUGCUCGCCAUUGUUCCGGUGAACACGCUGCAGAACUGGCUGUCAGAGUUUAACACCUGGUUUCCGCCCGCAGAGGCGUUACCGGCAGACACUGACCCCUCUGUGGUAACUCCGCGCAGAUUCAAGGUUCACAUCCUCAACGAUGAGCACAAGAACACGGCAGCCAGGGCCAAGAUUGUGGAAGACUGGUCUCGGGAUGGGGGGGUGCUGCUGAUGGGCUACGAGAUGUACCGCCUCCUGUCCAUGAAGAAAAGCUUCGGGGCUGGACGGAAGAAGAGGAACAAAAAAAACCCCGGACCUGAUGUCAUCGACGUGGAUGAGGAAGACAGACAGCGGGAGUUACUCAAAGGUGUGGAGAAAGCUCUGGCUCGACCCGGUCCGGAUGUCGUCAUCUGUGAUGAAGGACAUCGCAUCAAAAACUGUCAUGCCAGCACGUCUCAGGCUCUGAAGAGCAUCCGGACGCGCCGCCGCGUGGUGCUGACGGGCUAUCCUCUGCAAAACAACCUGAUCGAGUACUGGUGCAUGGUGGACUUCGUCCGCCCCGACUUCUUAGGUUCGAGGCAGGAGUUCAGUAACAUGUUUGAACGUCCCAUUCUGAACGGGCAGUGUGUGGACAGCACGCCUCAGGACAUCCAGCUGAUGAGGUACAGGAGCCACGUCCUCCACAGCCUGCUGGAGGGCUUCGUUCAGAGGCGAGGCCACGAUGUCCUCAGAAACCAGCUGCCCUCCAAGGAGGAGCAUGUGAUUCUAGUGCGCCUGUCUCCCCUUCAGAGGGCGCUCUACACAGAGUUCAUGAACCGCUUCAGAGAGGCGGGGAACACCGGCUGGCUCAGCCUCAACCCUCUGAAGGCCUUCUGUGUGUGCUGCAAGAUCUGGAACCACCCGGACGUCCUUUAUGAGGCCUUGCAGAAGGAAAAUCUGCCAAACGAACAAGAUUUGGACCUUGACGACCUCACCUCAGCAGGAAAUACACGAUGCCCCCCUGCCCCCAAUCAAAAGGCGAAGAACGCCGACAAUCCAAACCCCAUCGGGGGACCCAGUCUCAGCCAGCUGCAGGAGAAAGCCAACCAAGUUAUCACUUACGAAUGGGCUAACGAGAUUAUGUGCGACUACAAGCCCGGGAUUCUGGAGAACUCUGCCAAGAUGGUGCUGCUGUUCCACCUGAUCGAGGAGAGCGUCAGAAAGGGAGACAAGAUCCUUGUGUUUAGUCAGAGUUUGUCCACACUGACUGUGAUCGAGGAUUUCUUGGCCAAAAGACCAGUCCCUCCAUCGCCCCAUUCGACCGGUGGAGACGGGCCCAACCAGACCUGGGUCCGAAACCUCAACUAUUACAGGCUGGAUGGAAGCACGACAGCAUCUGAAAGAGAGAGACUCAUCAACCAGUUCAACGACCCCUCCAACACCUCAGCGUGGGUUUUCCUCCUGUCGACCAGAGCUGGCUGUCUGGGCGUCAACUUGAUCGGGGCGAACCGCGUGGUGGUGUUUGACGCCUCCUGGAACCCCUGCCACGACGCUCAGGCCGUGUGCCGCGUGUACCGCUACGGACAGAGGAAGCCGUGCCACAUCUAUCGACUGGUUUGUGACUACACUCUGGAGAAGAAGAUCUACGACCGGCAGAUCUCAAAGCAGGGCAUGUCCGACCGCGUGGUGGAUGAUCUGAAUCCUGUGCUGACCUUCACCAGGAGGGAGGUGGAGUCUCUUCUUCAUUUCGUGGAGGAGGAACCGGACCCCUCCCUGGUCCAGCUGCAGUCUGAGCACAGCAUGGACGGUGUUCUCCAGAAGGCUCUUCAGCUUUACUCCAACCUGGUCACCAAGCAACCUUUCCCUCACGAGUCUCUGCUGAUGGACCGCAGAGAGCUGAAGCUGAGCAACGCUGAGAAGAGAGCCGCAAAGAAGGGGUACGAGGAGGAGAAACGGGCCUCGGUGCCGUACACCCGCCCGUCAUACGCCCACUAUUACCCCGCCAGUGACCAGAGCCUCACCAACAUCCCCGCCUUCAGCCAGAGGAACUGGCGACCUUCUGCUGUCCCCGAGGAGAAACCAGUUGCUAGCGUCCGGCCAGUCCAGUCAACUCCAAUUCCCAUGAUGCCUCGACAAACGUCCUCAGGUUCUGGGCCGAACCGUGAUCCCUCCAGAUCCAGCCUGGAAGGCUUCCCUGUCAACUGCCUGCAAAAAGCUGGAGUGUUUGUCCAGAAAAUUGUCACCACUACUGAUAUAAUCAUUCCGGGAACAAACAGCUCUAAAGAUGUCCAGGCCAGGAUCACUGCAGGAGAAAGCAUUCAUGUCAUUCGGGGCACCAAAGGGACGUACAUCAGGACGUCUGAUGGAAGAAUCUUUGCCAUUAGAGCAGCCGGGAAGGCCAAGGCUUUGGAAGAGAGUGCAACAGCGCCACCCAAAGACUUACAAGCACGAGCUCAGGAAGUCUCAUCCAACGGCAGUAAUGGCUGCUUGUCACCUGACAGGGAACAGCUGGCCCCUCCCAAAGCUGUGCCCCGCCCCCUUUCCCCUGACAGCCCAGAGAUCAUCAAUGAGUUGCAGCGUUACACGAUUGGGUCAGGAGGGGACGCCUCAGCGGCUUCUAACAUGCAGCCUGGUACAAAGACCAGCACCACCCCCCUGCUCUCUACCAUGCAGGCCAACGGCAGCAGCUGCGGCGGCGGCGGCGGCGGGAGCCAACAUAACUCCUCUGGUACGAAAGUUCCCGGCGCAGAAGCCGACGUCGCUCAAGAUCUUAGAGUAGGUUCUAAGCGAAAAGCGUCGCCGUCGCCUCUGGAGGAGCGAGUCAGUAAGCAGCCCUCUGCCAGCAGCGCCCCCUCAGCCCCGCUGCCCCCACAUGGGUUUCCGUAUGCGGGGGGCUUCAGCCUCCCCCCGGUGGGCCUCAGGUCCGCCAUGAUGGGGGGCUCACUGAGGCAUCCGCUUUUCCUCGGAUCCGGCUCACAUUACUUCCCUUCACCCCACACUCAUCUGGGCGACCCCCGGUACAUGUACCCAGAUCUUCUGAGUGUCAAUGGCGCCACCGCCGCCACCACCUCCUCCUCGUCCCCCCCUACAACCACAGCCUCAUCUUCCUCAUCCUCUGCGCCGGUCAGCACCAGCGCCUCACUGUCUCCCUUCAUCCUGAGCUCCGGCUUGCUCCCAGCAGGAUAUCCUCUGCCGUACACCCCCUCUCUGGCCAGCCUCUAUUCAGGCCAAACCGGAACCAGUUUCCUGCCUCAAUACCCCCCCGCCGCCGCUUCUAACUCCUCCUCCUCAUCCUCACCUUCCUCUUUCUCCCCCUCGGCAUGGUCCGAGGGCCAAAGAGCCUCGGUGUUGGUGAAUGGCGGAGAUGUUAGCAGCUACGACGAGGAUGACGGCGAUGAUGUGAUGGAGGUCAGACGAGGACAGUGAGGAGGAAGCCCAGAGGGAAAGACUGAACUGUUGAGGUGUCGAGCAUUUCCUGGAGUCACCUACGCUGCCUUGUCUUACGGUGACUGAAGACAGACCGAACAGAGACGGACUAAUCGGCUGAACAUCAAACGAUUCAGAAGGAGGAAAAAAAUCUAAUUCAAUGAUUUUGAGCUUCCAAAGUUUUGAUCUAAUCCUGGCAUUUAAAUUCUCAUCACUGGAUUGAGUACUGCUGACUAAAAAUGGCCACUAGCUGUACGGUUUCAGCUUUGCUAAUUGAUCAAUUUACAUAUAACUAAGAAAUAACCACAUUUGCUAAAUGACACCAAAAAAAAGUAAAUAUUACUACUGAAAAGUUGUCAAAAGCAUUUAUUUUAGACUUCACUGCCAGGAUUCAAACGUUUUUUUCUUUCUUAGAGAGGCAAAGAAUGGGAUCAUCUUAAUUUGAGACAGUUGGCGCUGAGGUUUAAGACCAUUUACUGAAACCUAGCAACUCUAACAAAAGAAUGUAUGCUUUAUCAAAUGCCUUCAUACCAGGCCUUUUCGGAGAGACUCAUUCUGUUAAGCCAGAGGACACAGGAAGAUGUAACUCUUCUGUUUUUGUAUUUGUACUGUACUUUUUAUGUAAUCUACUUUCUCAAGAAAAGAAAUGCCUAAAAAUGAGGAUAAAGAAAACUGGUAAGGUGUCCUGCUUGUAGCGAAGAUUCUACCAACAGAAAAUGCCUUCUUGCCUCCAUCUUUCUGAAUGUUAGCUGUGAGAGAGGAGAGGUUAAAAUAAAUAAAGAGAGGCGGUCUGCGGCGCUCUCGGACUCUCACACAGUCUUACUGUAGCCUAGUGAAAAACGAUGCAAAACGCUCACUCAAGCCUAUAUAUGUGUGUUUAUACAACCCAGAGGAACUGAACUCGCAGCUGCAAGCUUUGGUUACAUACGUGUCGUUACUGUGUUUGUACCUGCGUGUCGUGCUUUUAAGGGUUACAAAAGGAAACGUACAGAAAAGAAUUAACAGUCUCACCUUUCUCCUGCUGGGGAAUCUCUUUCUGAUACAUAUUUCACCUCUUUAUUUGUUCACAAAUCCAUUUCCCAGCCAGCAAGGCCAAGUGAGUCCCAUAUGGUUUAAAAGUGGGCAGAAAAUGUGAGCCCAGGUGGGUUUGUCCACAGUUUAUGUGGUGGUCCCACCUGUGUUUGCCCUCGUUGGCUUAAGUGGACACUCGGUAGGUUGGCUCACUACGCUAGCCAGCCACUCUGUGGACAGCGGAGCUCGCUAGAUCGCCACAGCAGAGUUUGCUAGCUCUCUAUAGUGGAGAUCGCUAGCUCGAUACACCAGAGUUCGCUAGAUCGAUACACCAGAGUUCGCCAGCUCGAUACAACAGAGUUCGCUAGCUCUCUACAGCGGACCUCGCUAGCUCUCUACAGCGGAGCUCGCUAGCUCUCUACAGCGGAGCUCGCUAGCUCUCUACAGUAGAGCUUGAUACACCAGUGCUUGCUAGCUCUGUACAGCAGAGCUCUCUACAGUAGAGUUCGCUAGCUUUCUACAGCCGAGGUCGCUAGCUCUCUACAGUAGAGCAUGCAAGGUCUCUACAGCAGAGCUCGAAACACCAGUGCUCGCUACCUUUCAACAGCAAAGCUUGCUAACUUACUACAGUAGAGCUCGCUAGCUCUCUACAGUAGAGCUCACUAGCUCUCCAUAGUGUGGCACGAUGGCUCUCCACAGUGGAGCUCAAUACAGUAAAGCUCGCUACACUAGAGCUAGCUAGCUUACUUCAGUAGAGCUCGCUAGCUCUCUACAGUAGAGCUCACUAGCUCUCUACAAUGUGACUCGAUAGCUCUCUACAGUGGAGCUCACUAGCUCUCUACAAUGCGACUCGAUAGCUCUCUACAGUGGAGCUCAAUACAGCAGAGCUUGCUACACUAGAGCUAGCUAGCUCGCUACAAUAGAGCUAGCUAUCUUGUUACACUUGAACUAGCUAGCUUGCUACACUAAAGCUCACUAGCUCGCUACCCGUCCACUGGAAGGCUGGAUAGCGUAGUGAACCAACUUACUAAGUACCCACUACAACUAAUGUGGGCAAACACAGGUGGAGCCACCACAGAAACUGCAGACAAACCCAAUUAGGACCCACAUUUUCUGCCCACUUUUAAACCACAUGGGUCCCACUUAGCCUUGCAGGCUGGGUUUAUGCCAGUAAGAAGAGAAAGGAAGGCAAUUUACAAGCAUAUCUGACAUCUCUAAAGAGAAUUAAAAGACCAAAUAUUCUUAAUGCUAAAUAAAUAUAUCAAAUCCAGAAAAUGUUAGAAGUGUUGGGAAAAAAAAUUAUCUGCACUGAAGACAGAAACGCUUAAAAGCUUAAUAUGACAAGAUUCCCUUUAAAUGAACAUUAAAACCACCAUCCAGCUGUCUUAUAUAAAACGUCUGGCACCAUCUAUUCAUCAGUGGUUUUAGCAGUAGCUUUGAACUUAAAAACUACAUUUUUUUCCCAUAAAAAUGUACUUUAUUCUGAAAAUGUCAGUUUACUUUCUUCUUUUUUUGGUCUUUUCAUUUUACAAUGUUGGAAUUUACCAAAUUAAUUUAUUUAUGACUGUGCAUAUUUAUUGAUUUGUAUUUUUAUUUUUCUACAAUGUCUUUUUGGUUUCCAUUUGUCUGAUUAUUUUCUUACUUGUACGUUUUUUUAUUAUUGGUUUUGUGUAGAAACGUUUCCUCUCUGAAGUUCCUCUGAUUUGGAAGAACUGACGAUCAGCCAGUCUGACCCGACACAUGUGAACCUGUGCAAAAUUUGCAUGUGGACCAACAAACUGGUGCGUUACUGAGCACAUUAAUAUCCAGGAUCUUUGAGAAGGAUUAAGAUAAUACUGUAUUUGAUACGUUUAAACUGUUUGUCUUGAGAAAUGUAAGAAAAAAAAGAAAAAGACAAGAGGGAUUAGUUGAUGUCAUACUGACUUUUUUUUUUUGACUGAGCAUUGUGGAAAGCAUGUUUAUGAGCUCCAACAGUUGAAAACAGAAGUAUAAUCUGAUAUUUUGAGCUGAUUGUAAUCGUGUAUGCUCAAAGUCUCUGGUCAAAACUCAUUCAGCUCAUCUGCUAAAAUAAAUAAAUAAACAUUAAGUGCUUUCCUUUUUAUAGUUCAUAACCAUAUCGACAGAACUGUCCAUCCGGGUCAGUCGGUUUCCUGAGUGUUGACUUUUUUUUUUUGCUGUCAGCUCGACUUCUGCAGGGCAAAUUGACUGCACUGCAGUUUCACAGCUGUCUACUUGAAUUUACAUAUUUAUUUAUAUGAACAGAUUAGGUUGGACAAAGUGUGCCAACGGUCUCAAUUCCAUUUUAGCCGAGGAGAAAAUGAAAUCUGCUGUCUUUUCUUUGAGAAUUCAGAGCCUGUUGUGUAGAUUAGAUGCAUAAUGUGUAUGACUUUGGAUCACUUUUUGAUCUUUUUUUUCUUGUUUGUUUUUUUGCAGUUUGUAAAUAAAAAAAAACAUGAUCUGAAAUUA